Messenger RNA from Cutaneotrichosporon oleaginosum, 814 nucleotides. RefSeq lists its product as uncharacterized. Gene Ontology annotation, biological process: protein acetylation. Gene Ontology annotation, molecular function: N-acetyltransferase activity. The record is from RefSeq and is a predicted model, not a curated record. NCBI's taxonomy places the organism in Eukaryota, Fungi, Basidiomycota, Tremellomycetes, Trichosporonales, Trichosporonaceae.
GGUUCAUGAGCGCUUGAAGGUUGACUGAUCCUGGUCGACCCGCAUUCGUCUGAGUCGAGUCGGGGUAUGUUGAUGGCCGAUCCCUCCACCUGUCGACUUUUGAUUUCUCUCUCUUCUCCAUCCACCAGAAUGUCGCAGAACUGGUCCAUCAAGGAGGCUACGCCAGAUGACAUUCCCGACCUGCUUAAGCUCGUCGUCGGCCUUGCCGUCUACGAGAAGGAGCCCGAUGCCGUCACGUGCACGCCUGAGAUGAUGCGCAAGGCCAUUUUCGAGGACAAGUACGCGCACGCUCUGAUUGUCCGGCUAGACUCGGGAGAGGCCGUCGCGCUGUGCAUCUACUUCUUCACCUACUCGACUUGGCUCGGCAAGCCCGGACUUUGGGUAGAGGACAUCUUCGUCAUCCCUGAGCUCCGCGGCUCAGGCAUCGGCAAGGCGCUCUUCGGGCACGUCGGCGAGAUUGCCCUGGAGCGUGACUGCGGGCGUGUCGAGUGGUGCGUGCUGAAGUGGAACACCCCCAGCAUCGAAUUCUACGAGAAGAAGCUCGGCGCCACCCCGCAGGUCGAGUGGCAGGACGAGCGUCUCGAAGGCACCGAGGCCAUCAAGAAGCUCGCUGCGCUCAAGCACAAGUAAAGAUGAAUAUUAUAUGAUGCAGGACUAUCGGAUCGUGGUAUAGCCGGCCCCCUUCUUCUCAGCGACGCCAUCGACCUUCUUGUCGGCGCUCUGGGAGGCAGGUACUUGGCCGAGCUUGGACAUGUCCAUUUUCAGCUGUUUCGCGUCACCUUUGAAGCCGAUGUAGAACACUUUUGACCGCUGC